Pyricularia oryzae 70-15 is the source of this 2251-nucleotide messenger RNA. RefSeq names its product mitochondrial import inner membrane translocase subunit tim-50. Lineage: Eukaryota; Fungi; Ascomycota; Sordariomycetes; Magnaporthales; Pyriculariaceae. The record is from RefSeq and is a predicted model, not a curated record. Gene Ontology annotation, molecular function: phosphoprotein phosphatase activity. The transcript is spliced from 2 exons. Bases 277 to 1857 code for a protein of 526 amino acids.
CGCAAAGCUUGGGCCAAGCUGCAAAGUGACAAGGGCCAAAUUUUUUGACACCAGCUCAAUGGCACGAUUUUCCAGUUGGCAGCUUUGAGAUCCAUCAGUCGCGUUUUGAUAGGACACCCACCAGUCCCCUUAUCGACACUUGCGAUCUUACUUUUCUGUUUAUAUUUUUCGUUUGUUUGUUAUUGGUGUACGGUUAGAAUUUGGUGCGUCGUUUCUAUUACAACUGGGACAACUUUGGCGCAGGCGCACCAACAUUUCCGGCCCGCGCUCACAACAAUGCUCUCACGGUUAGCAAUCCGCACUUUGCGUGCGCCAGCCCUCCAGGGACUGGGAAGGACGACAGCAGCUAGGCAGACAACAUCUCUCCUUGCCGCGCGAACAUGGACGCGAGGGAUGGCAAAGAACAACAAACCCGCCCCAACACCUAGCCAACAAACCAGCAAGUCCAACGCGCCAUCCGAGGAGCAAGCGUCAAGUCCAGCACCUAAGCAGUCAGAAAAUGCCACCAAGCCGGAGGCAUCUGAUGCACAACCUGAACAAGUACCCUUCAACCUCCCCGACCUCACAAAAGGUCUGCCAUCCACAUUCGAGUACGAGGCGUCCGGCGCAGAUAAGGCAUCGAAGAUGGCUCUGGAAGGGGUGGCAUCGGCAGGGGGACGCGGGAAGGGCGAGCUUCCCGCAUCGGCUUACGUCUCAUCUUCAGACCGAAGGCGGCAAAAGGUUGCCCAAUGGGUAUUUUAUGGAUUUGUGGCCGGUGGUCUUUUCGGUGUCGUAUUCCUGGGAAGGAACUGGGAGGACGAGGAGGAGCGUGCAAAGCAUGCCGAUGUGCCAGAUGGCUGGACGCCUGUGCUUUGGUGGAAGCGUGCGAUGGCCCGCAUGGGCGACACGGUCAGCUACUACCAAGAACCAGCUUUUGAGAAGCUCCUGCCUGAUCCCGAUCCGGUGAACUCUCCCCCAUACACUCUGUGCAUUAGCUUGGAAGAUCUGCUUGUCCACAGCGAGUGGACAAGGGAUCAUGGGUGGCGUGUAGCCAAGCGUCCCGGCGUCGACUACUUCAUUCGCUACCUCAGCCAGUACUAUGAGUUGGUGCUGUUCACAUCCGUCCCGUACGGGAUUGCCGAGCCUCUUUGGCGUAAGAUGGAUCCUUUUAGAUUUGUUCAAUGGCCACUUUUCCGAGAGGCGACCAAGUAUGUGGAUGGAAAGAUCGUCAAGGACCUAUCUUACCUGAACCGUGACCUUUCCAAGGUUAUCAUCAUUGACACAAACCCGGAGCACGUGAGCGCUCAACCGGAGAACGCUAUAAUCCUACCCAAGUGGACAGGUGACGCACAAGACAAAGAUCUUGUAGCGCUUAUCCCGUUCCUCGAGUACAUUCACACUAUGCAAUACCCCGAUGUGCGCAAGGUGCUCAAAUCCUUCGAGGGCAAGAACAUUUCCGAAGAGUUUGCCCGCCGUGAGGCUAUCGCACGAAAGAAGUUUCAGGAGCAGCUUGAGCAGAACCGCAAGAAGCACCCUAACAAGCCUGGCGCCGGCGUCUUUGGUGCCCUUGGCAACGCCUUUGGCCUCAAGCCCAGCAAGAUGAGCAUGAUGGUCCCCGUCGAGGGCGAGGAGAGCGUGGCGGACGCCCUGGCCCAGGGCAAGAUGCUUCAGGACAUUGCUCGUGAGCGUGGUCAGAGGCAAUACGAGCGCAUCGACAAGAUGGUGCGCGAGAACGGCGAGAAGUGGCUCAAGGAGGAGGCCGAGAUGAUGGAGAAAAUGCAGGCCGAGGCCAUGGCCAACAUGAAGACGGGCUUCAUGGGUUGGUUCGGCUCAUCUGAGCAGAAGGAUGGAGCAAAGGACGAGCCAAAGAAGGCCUGAUCUAACAAGCAAGCACGCGUUUUCGAUGGAACGUAGAGAUGGCUCACUGCCGGGUUGCUCUACUGUCGACAACAUAUCCUCUCUUCUCUAAAUUAUGUUGGUCAUUUACGUAACAUUUUUUGGUGCUGCGGGACCCGUACUGGCUGGGUUGUCCGGGUACCUUGGAGGUUUCGUCUUUUUUUCCGGCGCGGGGUGCACUUAUAGAGUGACGUUCUCAUCUGGGAUGUCAGUUGUGGGAUGGUCUGUACGCCUUAACUGUACUAUAUUGUCUAUAUUACCCACUUACGGGAAGAAAAUAAUACCAAUGAUAACAAAAAGCAUUCUUUGUCAGCGAGCUUUCCGAGAGAUGAAAUAUACGGCUAUUGCAUCCGAGCAAUCAGCUGCCAGAUAAUGC